GCCCGGUCAUAGCCAACAUUUUGGCACUGCCUAGUGGAACGAUGAGCCUCUCUGCUAAAGACAAGAAGUUGGUGAAGGACUUUUGGGCCAAGGUUGCUCCUAAGGCCGAGGAGAUUGGCAAUGACGCUCUCUCCAGAAUGAUAGUGGUCUACCCUCAGACCAAGACGUACUUCUCUCAUUGGCCAGACCUGUCCCCUGGCUCUGCAAGCGUAAAGGCGCAUGGCAAGAAGGUGAUGUUAGGAGUUGACCUCGCUGUGAAGAACAUAGAUGACCUCUUAAAUGGCCUGCUCACUCUCAGCGAGCUCCAUGCCUUUCAGCUGAGGGUGGAUCCCGCAAACUUCAAGGUAAAGUAUUUUAGGUGAU
Alosa alosa (allis shad) is the source of this 363-nucleotide messenger RNA. RefSeq names its product hemoglobin subunit alpha-like. The transcript has 2 exons. Gene Ontology annotation, biological process: oxygen transport; hydrogen peroxide catabolic process. Gene Ontology annotation, cellular component: haptoglobin-hemoglobin complex; hemoglobin complex; blood microparticle. The record is from RefSeq and is a predicted model, not a curated record. Gene Ontology annotation, molecular function: peroxidase activity; oxygen binding; organic acid binding. The coding region runs from base 42 to 362 and encodes 106 amino acids. NCBI's taxonomy places the organism in Eukaryota, Metazoa, Chordata, Actinopteri, Clupeiformes, Clupeidae.